UCGCAGGCCAUUGGCUCUGGUCGUAGUGAAGGUGCACGGGUGUGAAGGCAAGCGCGACAGUUGAGGCAUGAUAGAGCCAGAUCAUCUAAUCACAUCGGUGUUUCUUCUUCAACUUGCACAUUUUCCCACAACAUGUUUUCCAGAUCACUACUCAACACACUGUUGAAAGCAGUUCUACCUCGUGUAUCUCCAAGAGUGUCAUUACCCCUCUCAUGGAGCAGGAAUCUCUUCAUCCAAACUGCUGACACACCAAAUGAGAACGCGUUAAAAUUCUUGCCCUCCAUGAAGAUUUUGGGAGAGAGUGAAACCAUGGAGUUUUUGAGUGGGAGAGAAGCAGCAUGCAGCCCUUUAGCAAUGAAGCUCUUCUCAGUGGAUGGUGUGAAGUCUAUCAUGUUGGGGCCCAACUUCAUCACCAUUGAGAAGGUGGAUGAAAGUUUUGAGUGGGCACUUCUAAAGCCUGAAAUAUUUUCCAUUUUGACAGAAGGCCUCACCAACGGUACUCCUAUUUUGGAUGGAUCUGAGCUUUCUAAGGAUAUCGGAUUUGACGAAGAGGACGACGAGGUGAUUUCCAUGAUCAAAGAACUCAUCUUCACGAGAAUUAGGCCCGCUAUUCAGGAUGAUGGUGGUGAUAUUGAGUUUGUGAAUUUUGUUGAGGAAACAGGUACAGUAUUUUUGCGGUUAAAGGGUGCCUGUAGAACUUGCGACUCUUCUUCGGUUACACUUAAAAACGGAAUUGAAAGUAUGUUGAAGCACUACAUCGAAGAAGUGGAAGAGGUGAAACAAGUUGAAGAGGAGGUUGAAGAGGCCGAUGAGUCGUUUGCCAAGUUUGAGGCAGCCAAGAUAGUGCCGCAGUCAAGAGAGGACAGCAGUACGCUCCCUCCAUCUUUGUGAGACGCCCCGCACUUGCUAAACUUGUAAAUAAAUGCGUAAGACUUUCAAUGUGACAUCAAAAUACUCACAUCGGUGACACUCGUCUCAUUUUUUUUCGCAUGGGUCCCCGUGCCCUUGAGUAUCGCAGGGCGAUGAUGGUGUUUUCAAUAAUGGAUUGUGAUGUUUCUGUUACUGGAGAGCGAGUCUCCAAAUUCUACUGUGACUGCACGCAUGUAAAUGAACAGGACCACACUUGGUGGGAUUGUUGAAUUGAGGACUAAAUUCAGGCGCCCGUAAUCAAGGGACUGUGAUAUGAGAGUAUGUGAAGGUGAAGACAGAACCUGUUAUCUCUGGUAGUCUGUGUAGUUCUUAUCCGUUAUGUUUAUUGGAGAUCAUUUCCAGUAUAUUGUAGGAAUUUGUCUGCAUUGUGUCAUUUGCAAUAUGCCAAGUAUUAUUUGUUACUGAC
Molecule: messenger RNA, 1336 nt
Organism: Metschnikowia bicuspidata var. bicuspidata NRRL YB-4993
Lineage: Eukaryota; Fungi; Ascomycota; Pichiomycetes; Serinales; Metschnikowiaceae
Exons: 1
Coding region: 133-891 (252 amino acids)
Biological process (GO): iron-sulfur cluster assembly
Cellular component (GO): mitochondrion
Molecular function (GO): iron ion binding; iron-sulfur cluster binding
Source: RefSeq, a predicted model, not a curated record